UCUUUCCACAUUACUCGUCUCACCUUUGUGAGCGCCUUAUAUCGAGGUAACGAUCCUCUCAGCUAAGGCGAGUUGGACUCUGCUCCCUGUGGAGCCAUCAGAGCUGUCAGAAGAGCUUUCUGCCCCACUGCAAGUUGCUCCUUCAGUCCUGGUGGCACAUUAUCUGAAAAAUCUGAGAAUGUAUUGACUACGUUUUACGUUAUUAUAAGGUUACAAGACAUGAAAUAAAGCCUUGGAAAUGGCUCUACAGAAGAUAGACCUAAUCUUGGAAGGCUAGAACUUCUGUGCAGAGCAGCUGGAAUUAGUUAAAUACUGGAACCACUGCUGAUUUGGUUGCGUCCUCCAACAUGACCAAUCCUCAGCCUACAAUAGAAGGUGGUGUUUCAGAAGUUGAGAUAAUUUCACAACAAGUGGAAGAAGAGACCAAAAGCAUUGCUCCUGUACAGCUUGUUAAUUUUGCUUAUCGAGAUCUACCUUUAGCUGCACUUGAUCUGUCUGUGGCUGGGUCCCAGCUUUUGUCAAAUUUGGAUGAGGAGUACCAAAGAGAAGGAUCUAACUGGCUAAAACCGUGCUGUGGGAGACGAGCAGCUGUGUGGCAGGUAUUUUUGCUCAGUGCAAGUCUCAACAGUUUCCUGGUAGCCUGUGUAGUAUUGGUGGUGAUUCUUCUGACUCUGGAACUCCUAAUAGAUAUAAAGCUUCUCCAGUUUUCAAGUGCUUCACAGUUUGCAGGAGUAAUUCACUGGAUCAGCCUAGUCAUCCUGUCUGUUUUCUUUUCAGAGACUAUUUUGAGGAUUGUGGUCCUUGGCAUAUGGGAUUACAUUGAAAACAAAAUAGAGGUGUUUGAUGGUGCUGUCAUAAUCUUGUCCUUGGCACCAAUGGUGGCCUCAACAGUGGCUAAUGGCCCCAGCAGCCCAUGGGAUGCUAUCAGCCUUAUUAUCACGCUACGAAUAUGGAGAGUGAAGAGGAUCAUUGAUGCAUAUGUCCUUCCAGUGAAAGUGGAGAUGGAGAUGAUGAUUCAGCAAUAUGAGAAGGCAAAGGUUAUUCAAGAUGAGCAGCUGGAAAGACUAACCCAGAUCUGCCAAGAACAAGGGUUUGAAAUCAGGCAGCUGAGGGCCCACCUUGCUCAGCAGGAUUUGGACCUGGCUGCAGAGAGAGAGGCUGCACUACAGGUCCCACAUGUACUGAACAAACAGAGCAGCAACCGGUACAAGGUGGUAGCAACUGAAGAUUCAGAUGAUGAAGCCACUGAGAACAUCACUGAGUUGCGACCUCCACGAGAGGAUGACAUGAAUAAUUACAUCAGUCGAUACUACAGUGAGCCUACCAGUGACAGCGGUGGCCCCGAGGCUGCCAUCUGCAUGGUCACCACGGCCGCCAUCGACGUCCAUCGCCCCAACGUCUCCUCCGACCUCUUCACAGUGGAGGUGCCGCUGCGCCUGGGCAGCACGGGGACCUCCGCCAGCACCACGUCGGGCAGCGCCUCACGCUCCACUGCCAGCUCGGGCACCCAGGCCUGCAGCGAGAGCAGCCAGACACUGGGCUCCUCGCCGGACUGCAGCACAGCCUGCGAGGCGGUGGCAGAGGCAGGGGCCAGCCGAGCGGUGCAGGAGCUGCUCUCCUCGCUGUCGGAAGAGGCCUGCCUGGCGCAGAAGGGGCUGGAUCCUGUCAACCUGAAGCUGCCCAGCCCCGCGGGCUCAGUGGGGGCUAGCCCUGACCUGGGCCACCGGCUCAGUGUUUACAACCGCAGGAACCAGGACAGCCUCGACGUCUUCCAGCUCAAGCCACUCAUUGACUGCCCCCAGGCUGCCCCUGUGAUUGACGAGAAGUAUGGGGCACUGGGGCCCCCCGAGCCCCGGCUGGGAAGAGUUCCCGAGGCCUAGGGACAGCCUGGGGCAAGGGGGACGCGCUCGCUGCGCCAGGUCAUUUGCAUCCUGUGACUCACUACACAGAAUGACCUCAUCAUCUCUGUGAAGGAAGUCCCUACAGCAGAGCACUGCUGCUGCCCUCUUGCCAGCUCCUGCAAGUAUUCCAGUAAUGCUUCCCCUGAAACAUUUUUCCCCCAAGUUUUACUGUUUUUAUUUCAGUUACCCCAUUUGCAAAUGCAAGCCUCCCCUGACAGUUCAACAGUGCAAAACACAGGCUGUGAUACCCGAGGCUGUUGGCUCAAUAAAGGCUUGAACUGUACUCUAAGGCCCUACCAGGCUUUGCAGAACCACUCAGAGGGGCAGGAUCCACGGGGGCUAACACUGAGCACCAACUGAGGCCAGCAGUUAGGGACACCUUGGGGGCUGCUGGCUCUGUCCUUAGCCCAGAAAUAAUGAACACCAGUUGCUUGCAAAACUGUCUUAAGUUUUAGUUUGGCAGCCUCAUCCUUCCCCUGUCUCCAUCAGCUGAAAUAACAGUUCUAGUCCUCUACCUCAUCACUAAAUCAGACUUCCCAUGGUAAGAAGCAAAAAGCAUCACCUUAUUUGCAACAGAACGUUGCAGGUUAGAUCCUGUAACCACCUCAUAAGGCAAUUAAAAAUAAGGAACAAAAGCAACAAUUCUCCAGGUCUCCUCAAAAGCUGCAUUUUCUACCUUGCUGUAAAAGGACAAAUAAAUUAUAUAUUUUGCUUGGUAGAAAGCAUCUGACUCCUUUGGAAAACAUAUCCUGAAGUAUACAAGUUCACAAUGCCAGAUAAUUCACAGUGCUGAGGGAAGCCAGGGGACACUCCAGAGAGUUCCCAUGGCUGCAUAAUUCUUCAUGUUUGCAAAAACUGGAUCUUUUCAGUAACUAAAACACCCAUAUGCUUUGACUAAAAGGAAAGCAGAACACAAAUAAAACUGAAUUUUACAAUACACACAUUUGUUUACACUAUAAAAACUAAGAUAUAAAGGAGAAAUUAAACUGUUAAGUACGCAUCUCACAUCAGCAAACUUUGUGUGUCCUUAUUGUCUACAAAAUAACAUCUCAAAAUAUCAAACAUGGCAUUGGAAAAUCCAAAAACCAGAGAGUUUGCUGUUACGGUACAGGACAAUAUUGCUGCUCAAUAUUUCUAUAUCAAAGGAAAUUCUGGUACUUACUUAAACUAACAGAUUCCCAGUAUUGCUGGUAGUCUUAGAUAAGGCAGGGGAUAGAUACAAACAGGGUCAGAUCAAGUUUUAAGCAGUUAAAUACACAGUUCUCAAUGGCUGAUACUAAUUCCACCCACCCAUCUUCUCCCUCACCCAAAAGCACAGUUGGAGACUAAACGUCUGGAAACAAAGACACAGUGGGCCAUCAGCAGAGCCGGGGAAGCGCCACAGCAGCGCUGCCCCGCGGGCUCCACGCCUGCCUGUCCCUGCUGUCUCCCCUGGGGCUGCACUGGGACUAGAAGAGACUGUGGCACCGCCGUCCACUCAGACCAGUGAGAAUACACUGCUACAGGUACUACUACUCAUUCUUCUCAGUAGUGACCUUCGUAUCCCUGCCACAUAUCACUCAUCCAUAAUUUCUAAUUUCAGUUGGUUUUUCUCCACUAUGUAAACCAAUGCUAUCGCCACCUGAGUCCCUGAUUUUAGAAGACUGAGGCCCCAGAAAGGUGCUGUAUCCCAAAUCCAGCUUACAUGAUCUUCUCAAAAAGAAAAAAAAAAUUGCCAAAGAACUAAGCUGUAAGAAAGCACAGAUCAUCCUAGCACACAGGCUGGCUUGUGAGGACAACGACCAUACACUCACUAGUCUGUCACUGGUUAAACACAAGGAUCUGCCUGUAAAGUUUUACAAACCUGUUCCUCAGUUUUGUAAGCUAUUUAAAGUUCUGGGUUUGGUUUCUGCCAGAAAUCAUACGUUCAUUCCUUGGAAAUAGAAAAGAAAUAUAUAUCCUUUUUCUAAAAUUACUUGCGGGGAGGCAGGACAACCUACAGUUCUUGAUGUUUGUCAUUUGAUAGUACGACUCGGCAGGUAACUGUUCCUCUUUGCAAACACUGCACUGCAGACCAAACUGGCAGUUCCAAUUUUGAUUAUUUGCUUUGGCAACUAAUGAGUUAAACCUUUUAAAUUUUACUGCCGUUUUAUAAUAGGUUUCCAUUUGAAUGGCUAAAUGCAGGAAUGUCAGAGACAUCUUUUACUUUAUGGAAUAGUAAGUUCAUAAUUCAAAUUGCACAUUGUUAUGCAUGAAUUAAUAUGUCAUACUCUGAAAUAAACGCAAAUGGAACUAUUGUAUAGAAUUCAGGCAUAUGUGGGUUUGGUUUUUUAAAAAUAAACAAAGUCAAUUAGUUGCUUCUACUUUCCACUUUGGGUUGCAGAGCAAUGGUUUUUCUACCGUGUUAGUUGUUUUGCCAUAAUACCUUCUCUUGGCAAGGCUUAGAGGGAUAGCAUGUUUUAAAGAAGCAGACAAACUGGCAAUUUUAACAUUAAAAAAAAAAAUGGAAGACUGGCUAAAGUACUGCUAUAAAAGCAAGGAAGUCAACUCAUCUCCUUCCUCAAAAAAUCUCUGCUAGUACAUCCAU
Messenger RNA from Athene cunicularia (burrowing owl), 4467 nucleotides. RefSeq names its product transmembrane protein 266 (gene TMEM266). The record is from RefSeq and is a predicted model, not a curated record. Gene Ontology annotation, biological process: monoatomic ion transport; transmembrane transport. Gene Ontology annotation, molecular function: voltage-gated channel activity; monoatomic ion channel activity. Gene Ontology annotation, cellular component: plasma membrane. The coding region runs from base 348 to 1880 and encodes 510 amino acids. The transcript is spliced from 13 exons. Lineage: Eukaryota; Metazoa; Chordata; Aves; Strigiformes; Strigidae.